AAUGGGUUCCGUCAACGUAAAUCUUUUGAAGUUUCCUUGAGUGAUAUGGGAUCAAUACCAAAUGAUUGGAUUUGCCGUGUAUUUAUGUUAAGGACUGACAUGGAAAGUACCGCAGCGAUGCAUGUUAUUUACAAUAACAAUUAUUUCGGGAAAGUUGAACUUGGAAAACAUACCGGAGAAGACAUUUACAGCUAUCAGAACAACAACGGUGCUAGAAAAAAUGAAAAGUUGGUUUCAGACGUCAAGGAGGGGGACAUCUUUUCAAUCGCUUUGCGAGUAAAUAGAUUGAGAGAUCUCGUGGGAGGUGCCAACGACGUGUGGGGUCCAUGGAUUGGUCAGGGUGGCAAAAUCAACCCAAAGGAUUAUGCAUUCAAAAUUUGGCAAAGCAAUCACAUACUGCUCUCUCUGCAUGUGAGUCAAGAAGACCUUGAAGUGCACCCUAACGACGUAUUAUAUCCGAGUCCUGCUCGCGCAAGCCAUUACUCGUUCGGUCCCAGCCUGCCGCUGCACGAGUACAACUCCUACGCCAACAUUGCUUGCGUUGGUGUACACUACUGUCGGGGCGUGUUCAUCAAAGUGUCCGAAGACUACUGGCUUCUGACGGCGUUGCCGCAGCUCGUCAAGCGUUUUUAA
Rhipicephalus microplus (southern cattle tick) is the source of this 633-nucleotide messenger RNA. RefSeq lists its product as uncharacterized. The record is from RefSeq and is a predicted model, not a curated record. Lineage: Eukaryota; Metazoa; Arthropoda; Arachnida; Ixodida; Ixodidae.